ACCCGGGAGGAUGAGCGAGGACCUGCACCCGGGCGUGGCCGCGCUGGCGGCGCUCCUGGCCGGCGUCGCGCUGCUCCUGGUCCUGAGGCGCAGAGGCUCGCGCCGGCCCCCGUGCACCGCGGGCUGGAUCCCCUGGGUGGGCGCGGGGCUGCGGUUCGGGAAGGCCCCGCUGGAGUUCAUCGAGCAGGCUCGGGCCCAGUAUGGACCAGUAUUUACAAUCUUUGCCAUGGGAAAACGAAUGACCUUUGUUACUGAAGAAGAGGGAAUCAAUGUGUUUCUGAAAUCCAAAGAAGUUAAUUUUGAACUAGCAGUACAAAACCCUGUCUACCACACAGCAUCCAUUCCAAAGAAUGUCUUUCUAACACUGCAUGAAAAACUCUAUAUUACAAUGAAAGGGAAAAUGGGGGCUUUCAACGUGUAUCGGUUUGCAGAGCAACUGAAUGAAGAAUUCCACGAACGAUUAGAAGAUUUAGGCCCUCAUGGGACAAUGGACCUGAUCAGUUUAGUAAGGCAUCUUCUUUAUCCGGUCACAGUGAAUGUACUUUUUAAGAAAGCCUUGUUUCUUUCAUACAAGAAGAAAACUGAAGACUUCUGCCAACAUUUUCAAAUUUAUGAUGAGGGUUUUGAGUGUGGAUCCCAGAUGCCAGAGUGGCUACUGAGAAACUGGUCAAAAUCCAAGAGGUGGCUCCUAGCGCUAUUUGAGGAAAGCAUUCCAGAUAUAAAAGCCUACAAACCCGAAAGGGCUGAUUCUAUGACCUUAAUGCAGGCUGUGCUGGAUGUGGUCGAAGGGGUCGCAGCGGGGCACAGCGCGAGCUGUGCGCUCCUCAUGCUGUGGGCCUCUCUGUCGAAUGCCGUUCCUGUUACCUUUUGGACACUUGCAUUCAUCCUGUCCCACGCCGACAUCCAUAAGACCAUCGUGGAAGGGAUUUCUUCUGUGCUGGGAGGAGCAGGUAAAGAGAAGAUCAGAGUGACACAGGAUACCUUGAAGAAACUCUCACUAAUUAAAUGGUGUAUUUUGGAAGCCAUUCGUUUAAGAGCCCCAGGUGUCAUAACUAGGAAAGUAGUGAAGCCGGUGAAAAUUUUGAAUUACACAGUUCCAUCUGGCGACUUGUUGAUGCUGUCUCCAUUUUGGUUGCAUAGAAACCCACAGUACUUCCCUGAUCCUGAGUCAUUCAAGCCUGAACGUUGGAAAGAGGCAGAUUUAGAGAAGCACGCGUUCUUGGAGCACUACAUGGCAUUUGGAGGCGGGAAGUUCCAGUGUCCUGGAAGGUGGUUUGCUCUGUUAGAGAUUCAGAUCUGUAUUAUUUUAAUACUUUAUAAAUAUGAUUGCAGUCUUCUGGACCCAUUUCCAAUGCAGAGGUUUUACUGGGAGCAGAAAAUAGAGACAUGUGCACACCCUUACCUGGAGGCACACCCAGGCAGAGGGGAGAGGUCAAGGUGAGAGGAGGCAGGCACUUGUGGCAGUAUCGGCAUGGGGUACAGUGUCCAGAGAUGCGAUUCAACACCUUGUGCAAUCGCCUGAAGGGCAGAGACAGGAUUGCAGAUCGCUUUCAGUGGCCUCUGAUGAGCAGUGACCCACUGGGCACAGGCAUGGGAUGCGAGCUUUCCAGCCACUGUGCAUGGGAACCACGCUGGCUGUCAGUAUCAGAAGCUCCAAAGUGGUCAUCGCAGGAGACCCUGAGCCUCCUUGACAGUGCUGGACUCUACAGAGAGGUUGGAUGGGGCAGUGUGACUAGGGGACCCCAGGAACUCCUUUUUUGGCACUGAAGUUUGUCCUCCAUCUCCUUGGAGCAGACCCGAGCUCUCUCUCAAGUGAUGGCCCACGCUGCCCUCAUACCUGUUUUAGCUUUGGCCUGAAGGCUUUGCCGUGCCCAGGGAACACAGCUUUGCAUGCUGUGAUGGUGACCUCUUGUAACAAGUGGCCCCUGUUCUGCCCACCGUGCAAGAUGGGUGCCAGUGGUGACCAGCUGAGCUCUACCCACUUGUCCCUGUGUGAUACUUUCGUGUGGCUAUAAACACAUGCUCAUGGGCUGUGGCACUUUGCACUUCUGAGCUCAGUUCCAGAAUAGCAAGUUAGGUCAAUUACAACACGCAGAACUUGAGUUGUGAUCAUGUUUUAUUCCCUUGGAACAGCUCAAAUCAUGCAAAGAGGAUACAAAGACUCCUUGAGGAGCCCAGAAGCAACAGUGCAAACGUCUUGGGGCUCCCUGCCUUCCUGGAGAGCCACAGACUGUCUCAAGUCCAUGCUUUCUCUGGCUCAUUCUUUGACCUACUGGAUUAUAGUUGGCAUAGUUUAUGUGGCCCCUUUCUAAGGCACACACUCCCAGCUCUUGGUACUGUCCUCCUGGUAGUUAAAACAGUCUCCUGCAUGUAUAGAUUCACUAAAGCUUUUUAAAAGUUUAUACCCAGCUUUCUGUACCCCGCCCCCCAAGCAGUCUCUCCUUGGCCAGCAUGACCGAACUCAUAGAAAUAUAUCACCAUGAAGACAACGUCACUUCUCAGCAGAUCCAGAAUGGCCCUCACUGAGAACAUACAGUUGAUGCUCUACUUCUUGUUCGGGCUCUUCUCAUAAAAUGGGGAAUUGUUAAAAUUAGGCUAUACCAUUGUUUUAGUCAUGCUAUUAUUUUAAGUUUGUAAGUUAGGUUCCAAUAAAUUAGACCAAAUGAAAAUGGAGUCACCCAUACUAAGUGCCACACACCCAAACUGGAACUGUUGGGAAGCAGGUGAUUCUGAACAGGACAGUUUCUCCCCUAAUAAGAGCAGUUUCCAGUCUGAGUGAGGGCAGUAAGAAGGUCCUCUCGACCUUAGCACUCAUAGAGUAAUAACCUACUGUUAACCAGUGACUAUUCUUGCCUAUUACUCUUUUUUCUUGUUCCUAACUUACACAGCCCAGUGCUCUGUGAUUUCCCAGUGGCAUUUGAGACUAAAUAAGUCCAUUUACAGUGGUGACAAGGUGACAGUGAUGCCAACCAUUCUGCUCAGUCUUUCUCUCAAACUAGAGGAAUUAAGCCUGGGCCCAGGAUGCCCUCACAAAUGGCCUCUGUUCUAACCAUGUUCAAAUAAGACAGCUGUGAACUGUCCACACAGGGCUGUGUCUGUGCCACACCUUUGGGUCCUGCUUGUCACUUUCUUUACUUAGGAUGUAGAAGUAAUGUGCUGCAGGGUACAGUGGGACAUUCUGAGCCUUCUUGGUGCAUUAGGAGCCAUUGCAGAUUGCUGUCCAAUUCUAGAACCACGAAG
Octodon degus (degu) is the source of this 3240-nucleotide messenger RNA. Its product is annotated as 24-hydroxycholesterol 7-alpha-hydroxylase. The record is from RefSeq and is a predicted model, not a curated record. NCBI's taxonomy places the organism in Eukaryota, Metazoa, Chordata, Mammalia, Rodentia, Octodontidae. Gene Ontology annotation, molecular function: steroid hydroxylase activity; oxidoreductase activity, acting on paired donors, with incorporation or reduction of molecular oxygen; iron ion binding. Gene Ontology annotation, biological process: bile acid biosynthetic process; cholesterol homeostasis. The transcript has 12 exons. Bases 11 to 1441 code for a protein of 476 amino acids.